UUGUGGGGUAAUAUCCAGUCGGGUAAGAGAGCUUCGUCAGGUCCGCGUCGAUCAUUACUUGACGGAGCGCAGAGCCCGUCAAAGACGCGACGAAAGAGAAGAUGAAGGUUUACCCGUUUCUGUCAGUUUUUCUUCGCCCCGUUCGACGUCGCGAAUAUUGAAGCAUAUCAUCCCUAUAUUUCCACCCCAUCAAGGGAGCCAAGUCCAUGUCCGUAAAGCGUCGACGAGUCCCCUGGUUCCGAAGGAUUCCGUCGCAGCGACCGGCUGCUCGACUCGGGAUAGCUCGCUAUCAGGUCUAGGCCUUUAUCAACAAUUAAAUAAACCCGGCCGAUCUCGAUUGCAGACUCACCUUGAGCCGGCCUUGAACGACUUGCAUCCACGUCAUCGACAUCCCCGGGAUAUACGCGCGUUUACGUAGAGACCAGUGUAUGUUGCGUGUAGGUGUGCGUGCGCGGUGAAACAACACACACCACCUGUGGCACAUCCGUCUGCAUCAGCCGUUGUAUUUACGUCGGUCUCUGUCAUACGUAUUAUUGCGUUGAUUAGAAAUUCAGCAAUGAUAUCGUUCAUCUCGGCAGCCGUUUCGAAUGCCGAUUGGAUGCUGAAAUCAAAACCGGUGUAACUACGGAUUAGGGCACGAAAAUUGCCAUCGUCAACGGUAUUAUGACCAAACCGACCAAACAGAUAUCCAUAUCUUUUCAUUCCACUAUCGAUAUGGACGAACACGAAAAGAACUUGAUGACAGGAACAUUGGAACAGAGGAAGGAGGCCUUCAAAGAGGAUGAGGAGCUCAUGAGAGAAACCACGAAAUUUAUCAGUGAAGUAAUAGAGACGGCCGCUACAGAGGCUUCGAAAAGAAAGAUUCAAUCGGAGGGAGCUGAAGGUGAAGGUAGUAGAUUGAAGGGUGGCGAUACCAUCGCUGGCUGGAACAAUCGAGCGCGUGGAUUCUGCAAUCGUAUUCUGAAUGCGCUUUGCCCGUGCUUCACUAACCAUGAACUAUUCGCCUGGACUCCGUACCGGUAUCGCUUCACAAGACCUUAACCGUUCGAUGACUCCCCGGAUUUUCCGUUCCGUCGUGCGAGCUUGUCACAAGUAAACAAAUAAACAAAAUAAUAUCAA
Molecule: messenger RNA, 1119 nt
Organism: Acromyrmex echinatior (Panamanian leafcutter ant)
Lineage: Eukaryota; Metazoa; Arthropoda; Insecta; Hymenoptera; Formicidae
Source: RefSeq, a predicted model, not a curated record